AUGUUGGCCAAGUUAUCGGGGCUGGUCCUACUGGGGUUACUGAGCUCUACUGUUACUGGAAAGGGCGCAUGCACUCUGGAUGACUUCAAUGCAACAGUUGGAGGACGCGUCCAGUAUCUCACUCCUUUCUCCUUGCCCUGCUUCUCCAGCUAUAAUGGGAAACCGGUGGCUCGCGACAAUGCUGCCUGCACUACCAUCCAGGUGAACUAUGCGGAUCCAUGGCUAAGAACGAAUUCUCCCAAUGGCUACAUGAACAACCAGGAUGAGAUGUGGGCGUCCGAUCCUAGUGAUCAGUGCCUCCUCGACAGCAGCAAUCCCAUGGAUCCUCUAGCGUUUGUGAAUGCCACCUGCCGACAGGGUAAUCUACCAUCUCAUUAUCUUGAAGUGCAGAGUGCAAGGGAUGUGAUUGGAGCUUUCAAGUUCUCCAACUGCUCCGGCAAAAAGCUCGUCAUCAAAAAUAGUGGCCAUGAUUACCUCACCCGCAGCAGUGGCCGUGACACGUUAUCCCUUUGGACGCGAAACCUGCGAUCUAUGCACUAUAACCCAGACUUCACUCCCUGCGGUUCCAAAAAUACCGCUCGCAGGUAUAAAGCUAUCACCGUCGGUGCCGGAGUCAACUUCGACGAGGCGUACGAGUUUGCACAUAAAAACAACGUAACUAUAAUCGGCGGCUAUUCAUCCACCGUCGGUGUCUCAGGUGGUUGGGUACAAAACGGCGGCCAUUCCAUCUUGAGCCCCGUGUACGGUCUCGGUGUUGACCGUGUCCUCGAGUUCAAGGUCGUUACCCCAGAUGGGGUGUACCGUACUGCCAACGAAUUCCAGAACCCCGACCUCUUCUGGGCCCUCCGCGGUGGUGGUGGCGGAACCUUUGGCGUAGUCCUCGAAAGCACUCACCAUGUGGAACCUACUAUCCGCUUUGUCGCUGCCAACAUCAAAUUCCCCAGCAACUCGACCAACAUGCUUCCAUUUAUGGAGAUCGUCGUUAACAACACCCUCAAAUGGGGACAGGAAGGAUGGGGUGGUCAUAUCACCGGUAACACCCUCGUCAAUAUCUCUCCUUUCCUCUCCAUCAAUCAAGCCAAGGCCUCUCUGGCAAGCGUAAUCACCUACGCCAAAGCAAACGGGGGCUCCGCCACCAUCGAAGAGUUCACUUCUUGGUACCCAUUUUACGAGAAAUAUGUCAAGACCAGCUCCGUCGCUGUCGGCGUCACUCGCUUUCCCGGAAGUCGACUGAUCCCCCGUUCCAUCUUCAAGACCCUUGAGGGCCGCACGAACCUCAUGAAUUACUUCUCAACUAUCCAAUCAUUGGGCCAGACUCCCUACAUCCCGGUCGUCGGGCCAGUGUUGUACAACUACACCGAAGGAUCGACCAGUGCUUCUCCCGCCUGGCGUGAGGCUAUCUGGGAGUUGGGGUCUGGCGCUUCCUGGGAGUGGAACGCUACCCUUCCCUCUCGGAGACAGAAAAUUGAGUCAAUUCAGAACAUGACGGCCGUUAUCGAGGGAAUUACCCCUGGCAGUGGUGCGUAUAGCAAUGAGGCCAACCCGUUCACGGCCAAUUGGGUCGAGGCGUGGUGGGGUGAUAACUAUGAGAAACUGGUGACAAUUAAGAACAGAUAUGACCCCAAAGAUUUAUUGAGUUGCUGGAAGUGUGUCGGCUGGAAUGAGUCGCAGAUUGCCGAUUCGUCCUUUGCCGCGCUUCUUUGA
This is a messenger RNA of Penicillium vulpinum, 1704 nucleotides long. RefSeq names its product putative isoamyl alcohol oxidase. The transcript has a single exon. The record is from RefSeq and is a predicted model, not a curated record. Lineage: Eukaryota; Fungi; Ascomycota; Eurotiomycetes; Eurotiales; Aspergillaceae. Gene Ontology annotation, molecular function: FAD binding; oxidoreductase activity. Bases 1 to 1704 code for a protein of 567 amino acids.